UUUAAGGUGUCUUCCUUUAAGGUGUCUUUUCCAACAUCGCAACAACAGACGUGAAGGAGAGAGAAGAAAAAAGGCGAUUAUUUCCGCUGAGAAGGCUUUUAAAAGACGGAGAUUUGACGCGGAGGAGAAGAAUGUGUUUCUGUGCGUGGACUUUAAUUACUUUAUAACACAAGACAUUGGAAGAGUUUCUAACACAAGACAUUGAAAAAGUGUGUAAAAAGAGGCGAUGGAGCGGAAGAUCCUGUGCUUGUUUGACGUGGACGGUACUCUGACAGCACCCAGAUCGGUGAGCUGCUUUAUUCCAAUAGUUACGAAAAUAGACCCGCAGCUGGACCAGUUCUUCCAAACUCUGCGACGCAAAGUCAAGAUCGGCAUCGUUGGAGGCUCCGACUACUCCAAGAUAGCAGAGCAGCUCGGGGAAGGAGACGAAGUCUUACACAAGUUUGACUAUGUGUUUGCUGAGAACGGCACAGUGCAGUACAAAGAUGGGAAGCUCCUCUCCAAACAUGCUAUCCAGGAACAUAUUGGAGAGGAGCUGCUGCAGGACCUGAUCAACUUCUGCCUGAACUACAUGGGGCUCAUCAAGCUGCCAAAGAAAAGGGGAACAUUCAUUGAGCUGAGGAAUGGAAUGCUCAAUAUUUGCCCCAUCGGUCGGAGCUGCACCACGGAGGAGCGAAUGGAAUUCUCCGAAAUUGAUAAGAGAGAAAAAAUCAGGGAGAAAUUUGUGGCGGCCCUGAAAGAGGAAUUUGCUGGCAAGGGACUGAAGUUCACCAGAGGCGGACUCAUCAGCUUCGACGUGUUUCCAGAAGGCUGGGACAAGAGGCUGUGUCUGGACCUGCUGGAGAGAGAAGGUCUGGAACGCAUCUACUUCUAUGGCAACGAGACGUCAGAUGGAGGAAACGAUUACGAAAUCUACAACGACCCUCGGACCAUCGGCGUGGCAGUUUGCUCUCCGGAAGACACGGCCAGGCAAUGUCGAUGUUUCCUCAGCGACUCGUCACACCAGUCCUGACGUUACGUUCUCGGAAAACUCCGAGUGCUUGUUACGUCUGCUGAAAGGUUUGUUCGUGCAUGAAAUGCUCAAACGUAGGCAAUACUCUUCGCAGUCCUAGAAUGACAUCAUUUGUUGGUACGGAAGUAGGGCAAAAAACUGUAUCACCAUCUACGUGUUUUGUAUCCGUCCCUUUUUGAUCAACUAUGGAAAAUAAGGUGUUAAAUGUAAACGUUUUAAUUGUAAAUGUAACUUCCUAUGAUUAUAAUCCCUCAACUAUCAAGGCAGAAAGGAAAUGUCAACACAAGUGUGCAAUGUUAGGUGUGUGAAUGUUGUGUAAACAUUUGUAGUUUAUUUUGUGAAUGUAUUAACACUAAACCUAUUUUAUUGAUGUAAAAUACACAAUGGACGUUAUGCUUUUGUAAUGUUGAUAUUUUCAGUCUUACAAACCUAAUUGAAGGAAGAAGUGUAAAGAAAAACAACUACGGAUGGAAGAUAAUUCAAAAGAAGGAACAUCGAUCCUCGACAAAAACUGGAGCUUCUUUUUCUUCACGCUGUUAACUAGCUGCACACGCUGGAAAGGAGUAGCGAGGGCAGAAUAAUGAAUUAUUGACAGUGCAGUGUGAAAGCUGAUGUUUUUACUUUGCAAUGAAGUAAACACAGUCUCAAAGAACCUGCCGAGGCACUUUCUGACCAAACAUCCACAUUUGGAUGUUGAAACUGCCGCCCUCUUCAUUAGGUAGUUGAAUAGCCCUGGUCUAGUGAGAUCCUACCAUAGAGAGCCUAUACAGUACUGCCAUCUAACGUCUUGGAAGUGCAACUGCAUUACAAAGAGACUGAAAUUAAUAAGAAAAGAAGAUGUAACAACUGGACAGCACAGUUAUAGCAUAGUCAGCUCAUUUUUAAAUCUUACAUAAAAAUCCAUCCAUUUUCUACCGCUUAUUCCCUUCGUGGUCGCGGGGGGCGCUGGAGCCUAUCUCAGCUACAAUCGGGCGGAAGGCGGGCUACACCCUGGACAAGUCGCCAUAUUUUUUAUAAUGAAAUAAUAAUAAUUAGAUAAUUAAUUAUUAUUAUUAUUAUUAAUUAAUAAAAAAUAAUUAACAAUACUAAUGAUUAAUACAUUUAAUAAUUAUAUAAUUCAAAUAGUUAACAAUUAUUAAAAGACACAAAAGUACAGAAAUUUGGUGCCGUUGAGUACCGGUAUCGAUGACCAGUUACCGGGAAUUGUUCCCGUAUCGGUCCAAAGAACACCUCCAGGCAACUACAACCCUAAACUAACACCCUCCCUUCCACAUCAUACCUCUUCGGAUUGUAAAAAAUCAAAUGUAAAUAAUCAAAUGUAGACACUUUUUCUUAUGCUUUCUGAUCUCUCUCACUAUGUCCACUACUUGCUGUACAUAUCCUACCAAGUACUUACUUGCUGUACAUAUCCUACCAAGUACUUGCUGUACAUAUCCUACCAAGUACUUACUUGCUGUACAUAUCCUACCAAGUACUUACUUGCUGUACAUAUCCUA
Entelurus aequoreus (snake pipefish) is the source of this 2508-nucleotide messenger RNA. RefSeq names its product phosphomannomutase 1 (gene pmm1). Gene Ontology annotation, molecular function: phosphomannomutase activity. The coding region runs from base 227 to 1012 and encodes 261 amino acids. The record is from RefSeq and is a predicted model, not a curated record. The transcript is spliced from 8 exons. Gene Ontology annotation, biological process: protein N-linked glycosylation; GDP-mannose biosynthetic process; mannose metabolic process. Gene Ontology annotation, cellular component: cytosol. Lineage: Eukaryota; Metazoa; Chordata; Actinopteri; Syngnathiformes; Syngnathidae.